Drosophila miranda is the source of this 1050-nucleotide messenger RNA. RefSeq lists its product as uncharacterized. The transcript has 2 exons. The record is from RefSeq and is a predicted model, not a curated record. The coding region runs from base 136 to 747 and encodes 203 amino acids. Lineage: Eukaryota; Metazoa; Arthropoda; Insecta; Diptera; Drosophilidae.
CUUUCGGUUGCUACACAACGCCGUCCAUGCGCUCAUUUUCUGUCUCUCUCUCACACACUCUUUGUCGUGCAUUAUGUGCGUAAUAUCUGAUCGAAAGGCUAGUUAAUGACAGUUCAACGAUCAAAUUCGUAGCUAAUGACUAAAUUGUGCAAAAACGAAUACCUCCCUGCGAUCGAAAACAUUCAUUUUGGGAAUAACAAUUCACCCAUAAAGUUCUCAGUGAUAUCGGUGCUCCUGGCAUGUGCCAUAACGGCGGCUUUCGGAGACAUCCGGACUCAACAUAAAAACAUUACAUGCGAAACACUGGAUCCAUCGUAUGCGGUGAUUCCUGUGUGUCGCCUGAUGGAGCUGCGGCCUGGCAUUAUCGGAGCUAAUUUCCACAUGAAAAUCCUUAAGCUACCAAUUCGGAAGGGGACAGUCAACUUCAGCGUCUGGAGGAAACUCACCGGCUACCAUCCGUUCCUGUUUAACGUCACCUUGAACUUUUGCCACUACAUGAAGCUCCCGAAUCCCCUUCAUGUCUUCUACUACUUCUAUGGGGCCAUGUUGCCCUUCAUCAAUAUGAAUCACACUUGCCCCAUCAAUCACGAUAUUAUUCUGAAAGACUUUGUUUUGGAUGAUCAAAUGUUCUCCAAAGUGCCCGUACCCAAAGGGAGCUACAUGUUCAUCAUCAAAUUCAUCACCGAGGGUGUGUGGAGAGGCACAGUUCACUCCUACUUAGACAUUAAUCAAAUCAAAUCAAAUUAAGUCUGAUUAAAAUUGUUGUGUUUUGGAAAAUUAUAAAUUUUCCAUCACAGCUGAAUGCUGAACAGGCUUUGAGUGUUGCAUCUUUCCCCGCUAAAAAUGUAAUCAAAUUUCAUUAAGAUCAGUAGUAAAUACAAUAGAAUCUAUCGUGCGACACCGCAAGGCUAGCAGAGAUCAGUGACGUCCCAUUUAUAAUCGAAAAGAGAGUUACAGGUGGGGGUAUGACAGAAUUUGGGAAAAUUAGUGAUACUUGACUGCCUUCUGAAAGAUGCGCUGUGGAAAAUUAUUUCUCAUUUCCCUUUUGGA